Molecule: messenger RNA, 687 nt
Organism: Rhizophagus irregularis DAOM 181602=DAOM 197198
Lineage: Eukaryota; Fungi; Glomeromycota; Glomeromycetes; Glomerales; Glomeraceae
Source: RefSeq, a predicted model, not a curated record
AUGACCGUUGAUGAUAUUAAAAAUUUUCAAUGUUGUAACCAUUCUGAUAUUCUUGCUAUUCCCCCACCAAUUUCUUCAUCAAAACCUGUCUUACAACAAUAUUUUGAGUGUGAAAUUUGUAAAGUUUUAUAUAAAACAAAAAGAGGUUUAACCCGCCACCAAAAUAUUGUUCAAAAAUAUAAUAUUCGUCGCGAAGGAUUAUAUAUAUUACCUUGUGAAGCAAUAGAUCAAUUCAAAGCUGACCUCGUUCAUAUCAUAGGAAGCAAGCUUAAAGAACAUUUCAAGCAGUCUGGCAAACAAUCUCUUUCUUUUCCAUGCUUAGAAAGUUUAUUUUUUAGAGUUUUUGAAGAGUAUAUUCACUAUUUUAACUACAAAAGUGGUAGUUACAAGUAUUUUUUUCAAGGUCCAGACGCGUAUACACAGCUAGCAACCCUUCUUAACAAUCAGAAUUGGGGGCGUAAAUAUUUUGAUAACAACCAACAAACCUUUGUUUUAUUAUUUAAUGGACAAGCUGAAGAAAAGGUUAAUUGUAAUUUAUUUGAAGAGCAAAUUUUAAAAUAUAGAAAAAAGCGGUCUAAUUUACCUAAGUUAACAGUGGAGUGGAAAACGAAAAGUAAAAGGGACGCGAAAGACAAUCAAACUUCAGCCGGAUAUAUACAUCUAAGCUUUUAUACACAGCAAAUUUAA